AUGUUUGACGCUAAAUUAGCUGUUGGUAUUGCUGCUGCAUGUUCUACUGUUGCCAUAUUGGCCACAAUCACAACUAUUCCAUCUCUUUACAAUGAAAUCAAUGAACUUCGUGAUUUCGUUUCUGAUGGUGUACAAAUUUUCCGUGCUGAAACUGACUCAGCCUGGACUGAAUUAAUGGAUAUUCAAAUCACUGUUACCCCACCAUCUAAACCAAGAGAAAACCCAUUCAACAGCAUCUUCCGUCAAAAACGUCAAGACUUCAAAGGACUCCCAGCUUGGUGUCAAUGCGAACCAACCAAACCAACUUGCCCACCAGGACCUCCAGGACCACCAGGACCAGCUGGAGAAGAUGGUGCCCCAGGAGCCCCAGGACCAAAUGGUGAAGACAACACUUCAACUUAUGCUCCAAUCAUAUGCCCAGAACCAAGCAGAGACUGUAUUAAAUGUCCACAAGGACCACCAGGACCAGCCGGUCCAGAUGGAGAAGCUGGACCAGCCGGACCAGAUGGACAACCAGGAGCACCAGGAGCCCCAGGAAAUGAUGGACAACCAGGAGCCCCAGGACCACAAGGUGAUGCCGGUUUACCAGGUGCCCCAGGAGUUGACGGACAACCAGGAGCUCCAGGAGCUAAUGGUACAAGAGGCAAAGGAAAACCAGGUCCACAAGGUCCAGCUGGAGCUCCAGGAGCCCCAGGUAACAAUGGAGCUGAUGGUGCACCAGGAGCCCCAGGACAAGAUGGACCAGCAGGACCACAAGGACCAGCCGGAAACCCAGGAGCACCAGGAGUUGAUGGACAACCAGGAGCUCCAGGAGGUCCAGGAAUCCCAGGAUCUGAUGCUGCCUAUUGCCCAUGUCCACCAAGAAGUGCUGUCUUCUUGUCUAGACAUUAA
Strongyloides ratti is the source of this 891-nucleotide messenger RNA. Its product is annotated as Nematode cuticle collagen, N-terminal domain and Collagen triple helix repeat-containing protein. Bases 1 to 891 code for a protein of 296 amino acids. Lineage: Eukaryota; Metazoa; Nematoda; Chromadorea; Rhabditida; Strongyloididae. The record is from RefSeq and is a predicted model, not a curated record. The transcript has a single exon. Gene Ontology annotation, molecular function: structural constituent of cuticle.